GAGAGAGAGAGGGGGAGAGAGAGAGAGGGAGGGAAAAAGGCUUAAUUAAUUCAGGCUGGAUGGGAGGGAGGGAUGUUGCUGCCUCUACCAUGGCUCCCGUGCCUGUGCUCUGCCUCUCUGUGUAGCUGGAGCUGUGCUGUGUUGCUGUAGCUGCCUGUUUGUGUUGUGAGAGGCUGCUCACUGCUCUGCCCAUGAGGAAAGAGAGACCCAUGCCCCGGCCGGCUUGGAAAGGACUCCCUAUCAACCCAUACUGAAGAAAGCAUCACACACAGGGAUGGGCAGAGCUUGUGUCUGUGUAAUCAGAGAGAGAGAGAGGCCAAGAGACCUGCAUCUGGCUGGACCACCAUAUCACGUACUGAUCAUUUCCCCACCAUCUCUGGUGUCUGUUUCUGCCACCACCUGCACUCACUGGGAAGGAUCUGGGAUGACGCCAUGACAGAUAUUAACCUCCUCAGUUCCACACAGGGAUAACCACACUAGAACCUCACUACACCUCAGAGGCACAUCCACCACCAUCCUCCCUCACAUAUCCCCCAGCUGGCACCAUGAUGGGAGACGGAGUCGGGAGCUGGGAGUGUCUGAGUCCGUCUGAGUUCGGUCAGCUGCAGCAGUAUAGCGAGUAUUCCACCAAGAAGCUGAAGGAUGUUCUGGAGGAGUUUCACGGUGAAGGAGUCCUCUCCAAGUACAAUCCUGAGCAGAAGCAAGACGUUCUCAACCAACCCAUAGACUACCAGGGUUUCCAGCUUUUCAUGGCCACCUACCUGGAGAACGACAUCCCUGAGGAGCUGUGUCAGCACCUAUUCACCUCCUUCAAGAGCAAGACAGGGGGCUGUUCUCCUGAGAUGCCCCGAGCAGGAGUAGGACUCCUGGCUGUGUCUGCAGAGCCACGUUCCAUUGAUGCAGGCAUCUCCAUACAGACUGAAGUGGCCUGUGCCCCCAUAACAGGAAUGAAUGGGAAGAGCAUCCUGACAGCCAUGGGUCGACCCAUGCCGGAGCCUUCCACUAUGAUGGCCUCAUGUUCAGGUGCCGUAUCCACCUCUCCCUGCUCCUCCCAUUCCUCUUCACAGCGCUCUGGAAUGGGGGCCCACACGCCUGGGGGGUCCUACCGCUCACCUGCCUGCACCCAGGUCAAACCCUCCACAUGCAGCAGUAGUAACACCCUCAAUCCCACCCCAGCCAAGUCCCCAGCCUCCCCUCUCCUCUCCCCAGAGAGAAUCAGAGGGGAGAAGAGGAGGAGCCCGUCCCCAUUACCUUCCCCCCAGGUUGUGUUUCUGAAGGACAUUGUGUGUUACCUGUCCCUACUGGAGAGGGGCACACCAGAGGACAAGCUGGAGUUCAUGUUCCGGCUGUACGACACAGAUGGCAACGGAGUACUGGACAGCUCGGAACUGGACCGCAUCAUCAAUCAGAUGGUCCACGUAGCAGAGUACCUGGAAUGGGACUCUGCAGAGCUGCGACCGAUCCUGAAGGAGAUGAUGGAAGAGAUAGACUAUGACCGGGACGGAACAGUCACUCUGGAGGAGUGGAUCAGAGGAGGCCUCACCACCAUCCCUCUGCUGGUGCUGCUGGGCAUGGAGACGAAUGUUCAGGAAGAUGGUCAGCAUGUGUGGAAACUGAAGCACUUCAACAAGCCAGCCUACUGUAACUACUGCCACACCAUGCUGCUGGGAGUUCGCAAGCAGGGCCUCUGCUGCUCCAUAUGCAAGUACACAGUCCAUGAACGCUGUGUGUCCAAAGACAUUGCUGCCUGCAUCAGCACCUACGCCAAGUCCCGCAGACACACCAAUGCCAUGCAGCAUGUCUGGAUGGAGGGAAACUCUCCCACUAAGUGUGACCGCUGUCACAGAAGUAUCAAGUGCUACCAGGGCUUAACGGGCCUACACUGUGUGUGGUGUCAGAUCACUCUCCACAAUAAGUGUGCGUCCAACAUGAAGCCGGAGUGUGAUGGAGGAGCCCUUAGAGACCACACUCUACUCCCCUCCUACAUCUGCCCUGUGGUCCUGGACCGUCAUUCUGUUGUGAAGCGGGGUGAAGGGGACUCCCCGCCCAGCAGCAGCCCUGACAACAUGAGUCAGAGCUUGAAAUUCACAGGAGACGGACAAGCACUGCAGAUCACUCCUCUCCCAGGUACACAUCCCCUCCUGGUCCUGGUCAACCCAAAGAGUGGAGGGAGACAGGGGGAGCGGGUAUUGAGAAAGUUCCAGUACCUGCUGAACCCCAGGCAGGUGUACAGUCUCGACCGAGGGGGACCCAUGGUGGGGCUCAACUUCUUCCAUGAUGUCCCUGAUUUCCAGGUGCUGGCAUGUGGAGGGGACGGGACAGUGGGAUGGAUCUUAGACUGUAUUGACAAGGCCAACUUUGCAAAAGAUCCCCCUGUUGCCAUCCUCCCUCUGGGCACAGGGAACGAUCUGGCAAGAUGUCUACGCUGGGGCGGAGGUUAUGAGGGAGGCAGCCUGCUGAAGUUUCUGCGGGACAUAGAACACAGUACAGAUAUGAUGCUGGACCGAUGGAACAUCGACAUUGUCCCUGUAGACAAGGAGGAGAAGGGAGACCCAGUCCCCAACUGCAUCGUCAACAACUACUUCUCCAUCGGAGUGGACGCCUCCAUCGCUCACCGCUUCCACUUGAUGAGAGAGAAGCACCCAGAGAAAUUCAACAGCAGAAUGAAGAACAAGUUGUGGUACUUUGAGUUUGGCACCACGGAGACCAUCUCUGCCACAUGCAAAAAACUCAACGAGUGUAUCGAAGUUGAGUGUGACGGUAUCAUCCUGGACCUCAGCAGCACCUCAUUGGAAGGCAUCGCUGUCCUCAACAUACCCAGCAUGCACGGCGGCUCCAACCUGUGGGGAGAGACCAAGAAGAGGCGGAACUACAACCGCAUGAGCAGGAAGGUUCCGGAUAGAAUGCCCACCAGUACCAUCAUCGAUAUAAAGGAGCUCAAGUUCUGUGUUCAGGACCUGAGUGACCAGUUACUAGAGGUGGUGGGUCUGGAGGGCGCCAUGGAGAUGGGGAAGAUCUACUCAGGCCUGAAGAGUGCAGGUCGCAGACUGGCCCAAUGUGCUAACGUUACCAUCAGGACGUCCAGGCUGCUGCCCAUGCAGAUCGAUGGGGAACCUUGGAUGCAGCCCCCAUGCACGAUCAAGAUCACACAUAAGAACCAGGUUCCCAUGCUACUGGGCCCUCCUCAGAAGACCCCCUUCUUCUUCUUCAAGAGACGCAGCAGGAGUCGGGACUGAGUGAGGAGGACACUUCAAACUCCCCCAUCUUCACACAAACACAACCCCUCGGCCCCUCCAACACCAACUGAUGACUGGACUGGUGAACUGUUCCCCAUGUUCCCCAUGGAAGAACUGGACCUUGGGAGAGGAGAGGAGGUGUAGAGGAGAGGAGGUGUGGAGGGGAUCAUUUGGAGAAGGAGAAGAGGAUAUUCUUAAAAAAGGAAAACAACUCAUUAGUCAUUGCCCCUUGGACCUACGGCACCACUUCAGAAUGAACCAACUUUUUCUCAGUGUAAUGACCACUUCCUGUGUGUCCAUGUUCUAGCUUCUAGAACUUCCUGUUAACUCUGAACUCUGACCCUGCCACCGGCCCACUAGCUCAGUUAACCCCGGCUCCAGACCCAGCUCCAGCCCAAACCCACCAGUACUGCCACACUGCCUUGGCAAAACACAGUCCCAACCAACAUAUAGGUUAAUUUAGGGAUACUGCCAUGGUCCUCAAAGGGAGGGAUAGAGAGAUGAAGGGAUAAAGAAACACAUAAGAGAGAGAGAGAAACAGAAGUGGGGUAGAAGGGGAGACAGACAGGAAGAGAAGAAAAGAUUAGAAGAGAAGGAGUGAGGGUUGGGAUGAUCGAUACAGCAGAUGAAAGUAAGGUGUGUGUGUGUGUGUGUGUGUGUGUGUGUGUGUGUGUGUGUGUGUGUGUGUGUGUGUGUGUGUGUGUGUGUGUGUGUGUGUGUGUGUGUGUGUGUGUGUGUGUGUGUACAAGUGCUCCUCUCUCUGAGGAACCCGUUGAAUAAUGAAUCAGAGCUUGUAGAGUAUUCACUCCAGUGUCUUUCCACGACGCCAGAACACUGCACACUGCCUGAGACAUGAAACAGAAAGAGAGCAUCUAUAAUUGACUGCUUUGUUUAUGCUUGAUGGUGGCAGCAGGGCAAAAUCCACAGCAACAGUGGCCUGGGAAGCCUGGGAAACUCAAACUAACAUGUAGGGAUCCCCCCCCCAUCAUCUUGGCCCUCAACAAGCAUAUUUAGACUAGAAUUUGAAGAAUACCAAUGGCUGAUCUGGUGUCAGGCCUUGAGGGAAAGGGAAGUCGAAGUGUUUUUAUCUCACCAUCUUCACUAAGUUACUCAGGGCCAUUGGUCUGUCCAGACAGAUCCGUGGAACAGAACUCAGUGUAGAGGGGAGACAGGGUAGAGCGGACCUGACUUCUGUAUCACUGUAGAGACAGAGAUCUCUGAGAGCAGAGAUGAGCCCCGUGUCCCAAUCAGAAAAGCCCAGUAGGACAUCUUUAGGAACAGAGCCCAGUGUAGAGGGAGAGAAGACUGACGGAGGUAUGGUAGGUCCUUACUGUAAUGUGUUAGGACAGCUUUAGGAACAGAGCCCAGUGUAGAGGGAGAGGAGAAUGACGGAGGUAUGGUAGGUCCUUACUGUAAUGUGUUAGGACAGCUUUAGGAACAGAGCCCAGUGUAGAGGGAGAGGAGACUGACAGAGGUAUGGUAGGUCCUUACUGUAAUGUGUUAGGACAGCUUUAGGAACAGAGCCCAGUGUAGAGGGAGAGGAGACUGACGGAGGUAUGGUAGGUCCUUACUGUAAUGUGUUAGGACAGCUUUAGGAACAGAGCCCAGUGUAGAGGGAGAGGAGACUGACGGAGGUAUGGUAGGUCCUUACUGUAAUGUGUUAGGACAGCUUUAGGAACAGAGCCCAGUGUAGAGGGAGAGGAGACUGACGGAGGUAUGGUAGGUCCUUACUGUAAUGUGUUAGGACAGCUUUAGGAACAGAGCCCAGUGUAGAGGGAGAGGAGACUGACGGAGGUAUGGUAGGUCCUUACUGUAAUGUGUUAGGACAGCUUUAGGAACAGAGCCCAGUGUAGAGGGAGAGGAGACUGACGGAGGUAUGGUAGGUCCUUACUGUAAUGUGUUAGGACAGCUUUAGAUUGAAUCAACAAGCCUCACCCAGCAACAGAUGUCCCAGAGGACACUUUUAGAGGGUUAGAGAUUGAAAUGGAUCCAGCUAGCUAGUGAUAGAAUAACAGCCUGACUGCCCCAGGCCUGAGGAGUCUGAUUUACCAUAGCUCGGACUGGACCUAAAUUUAACCUGCUAUUUCAGGAGGAUCUACACUGUGAAGCACUAUUCCUAAUUACGGUGUGAAAACAUCAGCUCGCCGUCCAAGAGUGCAAAACCCAGGGGCCCGACUGAAAAUGGUGGGUGUAAUUCCAUUCAUGUUUGUUGCUGGACCGUACCAUUCAGGCAACAGGAAGAUAUGUUAUCAAUUAAAAUGUGCUGAACUGAAAAUCGCUAGCUAAACAGGCAAGACACCAGUGAGGCAGAGAUAGCAUGGCAGCUACUACGAUAUACCCUUAUAGUACUGUCCCAACAAUAGUAGCCAACUAUAUAUGUGCAGACACAGUAUUUGUAUAUCGUGGAAGUAGGUGUGGUGCACAUGAAUGUGUUUUUUAAUGAUAUAUUAUUAGUGUAGAGUUUGAGACUAUAGAAGAGCAAAUAUAGAUCAGUGUUCUUUAGUGGGUCACUUCAAUGACUCAGUCUGGGGCUGGAACACAAAACAUCCCCUCUGGCACCAUAGCACCCUUGGACCCUAGGAUUUUAUUUAUUUUAUUUAUUUAUUUAACCUUUAUUUAACUAGGCAAGUCAGUUAAGAACAAAUUCUUAUUUACAAUGACGGCCUACCCCGGCCAAACCCUGGACCAAUUGUGCACCGCCCUAUGUAGGAUGUAAGGGUUAGGGUGCAUGGCACAGGGGGGUGAGAGUGAAGUGAGCCCGCAUUCAACACUGAGUGUUUGUCCCAAAUGGCACCCUAUUCCCUAAUAAUGCACUACUUUUGACCAGAGCCCUAUGGGGUCAAUGAAUGCGGCCUGCGAGGGAGAUUGGCAGCGUGGACAAUGGUGAAAUGUCUUGUUUGGUAAGUUCUAGUAGUGGUUUGAAGUUGAACCUGAGCAAGUCAUUGUAGCUGAUGGUCAUUUUUAUGCCAAGGUAGGUGAAGGGGCCCUUGGUCAUUUUAAAGGGAAUUCCAUCAAAAAUGCACUACAUACUGUGUCAUUCACUUGUUCAGGUUCGGCUUGUAACCAGAGAUCUUGCCGAAUUCAUAUCCCACGUAUCUAUAACCGUGGGAACUGUACUGUGAGGGUUCGAAAUAAACAGCAGAAGAUCACCCGCAUACAAUGAAAGUUUGUGAUGGUCAAAAGUAGUGCACUGAAUAGGGAAUAGGGUGCCAUUAGGACUGACCCUGAGCUCCGCUUACCGGGCGAGGCUUUGAUGUCUUUGGCCCUAGAUCCCUUUAAAACCACACUGAGCCGGGACUAUCACGUCCAGGACCCACUAAAACAGAGACACAUGUCCAAUGACCAUGGAGUAGAGGUAUAACAGUCCCAAAUGGCAACCUAUUCCUUAUAUAGUGCACUACUUUAGACCAGAACCCUAUCAAAAGUAGUGCACUAUAUAGGAAUAGGGUGCCAUUUGAGACGUAGACUUUAUCUGUAUGGACCACAGGGUCUGUCUGACCCUGUAACACCUCUAACCAGUACAUACAGGCAACAUUUCAAUGACCACAUCACCUCUACUAUCAUAACAUAGAAUUGUCGGCCAAUGGUCAUUGGAUAUCGGGGCUCAUUUUAGUCUUUAUGGAGCCUGGAUCCCGGCGACUCAGUGAGACGUGUGCAUGUUUACAUAUCACUUUUCAUUUAUGGGAAAUGAUUUUAAAUUUUAACUGUUAUAAUUAUGUGUAUAUAGAUAUUUGUUUAUAUAUUUUAUCUGAAGUUACACCACCGCAUGCCUGCUGAAACAAAGGAGACAAGGAAAUGUCUGUCUGCUUGAGGAGAGACCACGCUGAUUGUUGCAACCCCCUCCUUCAAGCUAUGACCUGUCCUGCUGUUGGGUCACAUUAGCUGUCCAACCCCCUCCUUCAAGCUAUGACCUGUCCUGCUGUCGGGUCACAUUAGCUGUCCAACCCCCUCCUUCAAGCUAUGACCUGUCCUGAUGUCGGGUCACAUUAGCUGUCCAACCCCCUCCUUCAAGCUAUGACCUGUCCUGCUGUCGGGUCACAUUAGCUGUCCAACCCCCUCCUUCAAGCUAUGACCUGUCCUGCUGUCGGGUCACAUUAGCUGUCCAACCCCCUCCUUCAAGCUAUGACCUGUCCUGCUGUCGGGUCACAUUAGCUGUCCAACCCCCUCCUUCAAGCUAUGACCUGUCCUGCUGUCGGGUCACAUUAGUUGUUCAACCCCCCCCAACCUAUCCAUUGCUUAACAACCCAUGACCUUGUGUGUUUAUUUGUUGUGUUUCCCCAUUGGUAGCUAGCAUAGCAUGUUGAUAAUUCUGUGCUAGAACAGGACAGAGUUGGUUUGUCUUGGGUCAAAAGAAGAGAGACUUCCCAGGAGAAAUGUCCACUGUUGCUGCCAUUUUGUGACUCAUCGUCAGAAGAUGGAAGGGGGAUGCCGACACAGAACUCAGAACUCUAACCUAUCAGACUAUUAAUCCUCAAUGUUUGUGUCACUCAGUCACCACUCAUCUCCAAUCCGGUCAUCAGAAAAUGAUCAAUAGCCUUAACUAACAAACAAACACACACAAGGUGUCUCUGAUGCUUUUUCUGCCAGGACACAACAACGGCGGGACACUGACUAAGAAGACGUUAGUAAAAAGAACAAUGAUAAUGAACUCUCUGUCUCUGUGUUGCAAUAACCCACUGCCAUCACUAACCAACUGCCCGAUCCAUAACCAUCACUGCCUAUCGGGUCCCCUCCACCCACUUCUAAGAGGAUUUGGUUUAGCCCAGGUUGUCAACAACCACUGUAGAAUGUGGCCUCUGACCAUCAUAGAAACACCAGGCAGGACUGGACUGAGGCUGUCCAUUAUCAUGUUGACAGACAGUGGCUGCAUCCUAAAUGGCAUCCUAUUCCCAAUUAAGUGCACUACUUUUGACUGGAGCACUUUGUGGGCCCUGGUCAAAAGUAAUGGACUAUAGGGAAUAGGGUGCCAUUUGAGUCGCCCUCCAUGUUGCAGCAGGGAUUUCUAUGUACUGCACCUCAGCCACUGUUAUAGCCAUAGUGUGUGUCUGUGUCCAUGUACAUGGUGAUCAUGAUGUGACUCUCCCUCUGAGGUGACCUAGAGAAGGGAUAUAUCAAAGAAACCAAUAAUGAUGAUAGUGUACACACUCUAUUACAAUUAGGAAUGUUUAAUUUACCACCAUUACAUAUCCACACUCUUCCACUGAAUUGAGACAACCAGAUGCAUAAAAGGGCUCCAAGCAUGCCAUUUAGAAUAUGGCCAAUACAUUGCUGCAUUUUAUGCACUAUACCAGUUUGGAUAAUUGAAAUGGAGCCAAAGACGGUCCUCAUCACCAUCCUCCCCAUGUGAAACUACUGUCCCCUUGUCUCCACUGUCCCUCCUGAACUUGGUCUUUUCAACCUUCAGAGACUCACAGAUGCAGUGAGGUUUAUCGUGCUGUCACUGUUGUUGGUGUCGUCCUAUACUUAGGCCUGGGCAGAUUAACUAACACUAUUGAGUGACACUAGUGGCCGGGACAGAUGCAGUCGAGCUAGAGCCAUGCAUACAGUCUAUAUCAUUCCUGAGUGUGAUGUUCUACAUGUAUGUUUAAACCCAUGGGCCUGUUGUGUUUACCAUAGAAAUAGCAUAGCAAUUUGAUUGGUAAACUCAUGGGUACACUCAAAAUGGCUGCCAGUCCACUCAUUAUGGCAUCAUUGACUUGAAUGGGAAGGCCCCGUUCUACUUAUUCUAGUUCUGUGGUGUUUACCCCCUCAGGGUCAAUGUGGUAUGUAUGUAUGUAGCUGUCCAUAUGCCUGUAACGCCCAGUGAGGGUCAAGGGCAGACUGUGACAGUAGACCCUGUGAUUGGACAAAAAGAAGACUGUAAAUCAAUAUUCUCAUCUUCUGCCCUAGCUGGGUUUAUCGUCUGUCUGUUGCCCUCGCCGUUGUGUUUGUUAGCUGUAUGUUGGACAAAAGAUUAAUCAAAUAAACAAAGAGGAUGAAUAUGCUA
Molecule: messenger RNA, 9222 nt
Organism: Salmo salar (Atlantic salmon)
Lineage: Eukaryota; Metazoa; Chordata; Actinopteri; Salmoniformes; Salmonidae
Product: diacylglycerol kinase beta-like
Biological process (GO): phospholipase C-activating G protein-coupled receptor signaling pathway
Cellular component (GO): plasma membrane
Molecular function (GO): calcium ion binding; ATP-dependent diacylglycerol kinase activity
Source: RefSeq, a predicted model, not a curated record